Molecule: messenger RNA, 6868 nt
Organism: Macrobrachium nipponense
Lineage: Eukaryota; Metazoa; Arthropoda; Malacostraca; Decapoda; Palaemonidae
Exons: 13
Coding region: 272-4885 (1537 amino acids)
Molecular function (GO): ubiquitin protein ligase binding
Source: RefSeq, a predicted model, not a curated record
AGACCAGUAGUAGCAUGGUUAUGGCGAAGCCGUGUGGAGCACAGACACAGUCAGACUCAGUCAGUCAGUGUAGUUUAGUCUUGUCUCCGUGGCGCUGGUGUGUGGUAGUGACGAUGACGAGGAGUGUGUUCUGAGGCGAAGCGAGUGAGACUCGAAGGCGGUGCCUCUCUCAUGGAGAUAAAAUGUGUACAGGUGUAGUGAAGUGGCGUAAUAUGUUGCUGAUGAGUGAUCGCCAGGCGCAAAACGACAAGACAAAGGAUGAAAGAGACGGAUGAUGGGCACACGCUCUCCCAGGUCUGGUUAUGGAGCUCAAAUUGUACAGGAAAGAUGUGAUCCAGAAGAAUAUGAUCUUGAGGAUGUUUUAGAUACUUAUUCCUUACCUGUGGAUGCCACUCCCGCCUCAGCUAGUUCAACAAGUGAAAUCUAUCGCCGGCCUGUCUUUCAGUCCCCUAGGGCUCUAAGGCGGUGCCAACGACCUGACUUUUCAGCAAGAUCCCCAGAAAGAAGUGCAACAUCUGCAUUGCCAUCAACAGUUACAACACCACCAACAACCACAACACAGACCUCAAGCCAUCACCAUGAACACCCGACCUGUUCCUGUUCCUGCCGCGUCCACACCAUUAGGGGGUGCGAAAGUCGUAGCAGGUCCAGGGAGCGUUGCUUACUGGGCAUGGCCGACUUGGAAAGCGUGGCUGUGGGCAGAACAAGUGGUGCAGGAGGGCGUAGUAUUGGCAUAACCAAUAUCAGUGGGUGUGUGGGUGUUAGUGUAAAUAAUGGUAACAGCAAUGGUGGCCGAAAUGGAGGUGGUGCCAGUGGAAGUAAUAAUGUCACUGGUGGUGGGUUGGGUCUUCCUGGAAGCUAUCCAGUCCAGGGAAGUAAUAAUGGUGGGCAGGGAAUGACAGUAGGAGGUACUGCCAUUAGAGGAAAUGGUGGUGGACGUAGUACCUCCAAGGGGUCAAAUGGCGGUGGUGGACGCAGAGGCGUUCACCAGCCAAAUUUUUUAAAGACAGUGUCUAUUAUUGAUACACUGAGUGAAUUGGCUCAUGGACCAGAAGUACGAUGUCUAACACAAGAACCUCGCCCUCAGUGUCAGACUCGCCCACACACUGGGUCAAGGGUUUCCUCUUCGUCACGCCCCACCACGACCAGUACAUCGGCAACCUUAGGUGGAAUGGCUGACUAUGGAGACGAGGCCCCAACACGCCCACCUGGACCGCCCGUACUGUCAGCAGACUUUCAGCAAUAUAGUGAAAAAAUUUAUGAUGCCGUUACUUCGCGGGCACCUGAGCCCGAGUUGCGUACUGGCCGUAGAGGGCGGGUCCGAAUGCAAAGUUUGCAUGCACAUGCACUGCCAAGGAGAGAGAGAGCACAUGUCCGAGAGGAAGCAGCUGCCCAUGGCACUGCUGUCCCCUCAUCAGCAGUUGAGGAAGGUCAAAAUAACACAGGGAUGACUCAGGAAACCAGGAGGGAAGAGGAGGAGGAAGGCGCAGGAAAGAAAAAACCAGAACACCGUGGGCGUGAAAGAGGAAGAACACCAGAUUGGAUUAAAAGAAUUUUUGAUAUUGCAAAAAAAGGAGACCUUCCCUCAUUGAAACGUAGUGUUGCAGACAUGGAAGGUACACUAAUCAGGAAUUUGAGUGACCACUGUGGUAAUAACCUUCUACACGUUAUGGCUGUAUUUGGACACUUGGCUCCUCUCGCCUGGUUGCUGACAUCUCAACAAGUACUAGUCGAUGCUUUACAUGAUGAGAACAAGUUUGGACUGACACCCCUUGUGUGUGCUAUAAAAUAUGGUCGGCUUAGGCUGGUACAAUGGCUGGUGGAAAACACCGGUGUCAGGGAUAAAGUAAGGUGCAAGGAUGGCGAACGAUCGCUGCUGCAUAUUGGUGCAAAGUAUGCCCAAGAGGAGAUUGUGAGCUGGAUUGUGGAUUACAUGAUGGCUCAUGAAGUUCCUCUAGACAACAAAGAUCACCAUGGCAAUACCGCUCUCCAUCUGGUAGCAAGGACAGGAAACUCUCGAGUGUGUUCCAUCCUACUCCAGCAUGGUGCAGAUGUUACACUCAAGAAUGACAUGGGCCAAAAAGCAUGGGAAGUAUGUGUAGUGCGUGGACACUUAGCUUGUGCCGAAUAUCUGUGUGUCCAUGAAUCAGGCCUUGCACUAGCCACAGACCUAACUAGGAGAGAGGCCGAGCUGGAAGCAGCAAUGGCAGACAACCAUGAUCUCAGGGUCAAUUUCAAAGAGGUAAUGAGUGUAGCACGGAGGUUGGUAAAAGAAAGAGAAGAAGUGAUGAGAGAGCUUUCAAGAUUACAUGAUCACAUGGUGGAGGCCCAUGACAACAUCAUCAUGGCACUUCAAGUACUGGCUGAAGAAAACAACUCCCUAAGAGACAGACUUAAUGGUGUCAGGCACUCGACCCACACAAGGGAACAAGUUGAUUCUGUAAUAGGAUACGUAAAUGGCCUUCAUGAACGCUGGCAAGGUGCUCAAAAGUCCUGGUUUGGAUCGUCUUUAGUUGACAUGGAACACAGGAUGUUGCUGGUGGAAGAAGCAUGGAAAAAACUUAAGCAUCGCAGCCACAGGACAGUUGCUUCUACUCACCAUCCACUAGAUAUUUUCAGGGCUAAGCUUUGUUCUGUCCGUGCCCAAGGGGGUGAUGGUCGGCUUGGAGAUCUUCCAUCAAUCUGCUCAUCAGAAGAAUCUUUGGCAUCUCUCUUUCCUUUUAGUGAAGAGGAAGAUGUCUAUGAAGGUGUUGAGGAUUAUACUGCUCCAGUUCCUCUAUCUCACUCAUCACCAAUUAAAGCAACAACCAUUGCCUCUAAUCCUCUGAGAACACCAAACAUGAGCAUGACAGAGGUUCGGUCUGAAACGCUACCGGCUCGUCUUGAUGCAUUAACACCAUGCGCUGGUCAUUCAGAGCAACUGCAAGAGGCUGAUUACCUCAGCCGGAGUGAAGCUGCUCUUACAGAAAGGGCUCUGGACUCUUCAGUAACACAUGCUUUGUCACCAAGCACUUCUUUGUUUAGGAAUUCUUCUAAACCCAAAGAAAAUACUGGCAGGCCCUAUUGGGCUGAUGCUAGUUUGAGUCCUGGCCUUGGCCUUAUUAAUGAGAAGUUAGGGGGCUCUCCUCUUGGUGAGAAAUUAGGUAAAGAGGAGGUUAGUCAAAGACUGAGAGAAUUAGCGCUUACCUCUGAAAGUGGUUCAUGUUCAGUGCUUGAGGUAAUAGAGCCCUCUAGUGAUGAAAGUGACACCCCUCCUGAUGAUGAUCCUGGAACACUGGACCCUCAGAGUGGGCCCCGGGGAGCGCCGGCCCUGCGGGCCAGUGAAGAGAGCAGCAGUGGAGAAAUACAAGCUCCAUCUCUGCCCUUCGAUCGGCGCCAAAAACGAGGUACUAGAGCAAGUCAUGAUGAAGGUGAUGCAGUAUCACGAGUUGGAGAAGCAACAACUACAUCUAGUGAGAGUGGAACUGACUCAACAUGUGUGAAAGAGGUAGAUCUCUUACGUGGCACUGAUACCUCAAGCAAACACUUUUUAGAGAAUGAGACAUCCCUGGGCGCCGCUGCUGUGGAUGUCUCUGAAUCACGUGGACAGCGGCACCUAGGUGAUGGAGAGGGUGGAGAGAGUGUAGUUCAGGAAACUCCUGGGGGAUCAAUUCCUUCUACUAUUAAGCGUAAGGGAUUUCUCCUUAAGUUUAACAUAAAACCACGCUGGCCUUCUAAACGUAAAGUAAAAAUUGUGCGAAAAGUGCCAGAAAUAAGUGCCCGAGAUUUUCAGGAAACAUAUGGAAAUGUACGGGAGUCUACUUUAUCUCUGGGCGACACUGAUGCCCAUACUACCACCGAGUCCAACACUUCAUCUAGUCAAGAUUGUAGUAAUUCGUCUGAGGAGUCAUCUAUAGGCAAACCCACCUCUUCUACUUGUACAACUUCUUCUUCUACAAUUACAACACGUCCCUCUGAUCUUCCUGAAUCAGAGCCUGCCAGGCAUGGACCACGCAGGCCAACUGAGAUGUGGACGGAAAGUAGCACUGCCAGUGUUGCAAGUACUUCACCUAUGAAUGCUGGUGCACCUUCCAGUCCUCCAUUACAAAACAGCAAUGAAAUAUUGCCAGACGACUCUUCAACACCUGCAUCACCUCUAUCGUCUGCGACUACAGGAUUUGAAUCCAUUGAAGAAAAUCUGCCACCAGUUCCUGAAGAGUCAGUGUUAAAACCAGGCAGUGAGGCUAGAAGUGUAGCAGCUUCUGAAGACUCUGGUAUUGUUGCUCGACCAGCUUCAAGUGCUUCCAAGUCAGAUUCAAUAUCUCGACCCGAGUCUUCUUCCUCUACAUUUCCACCAUUCAAGAGUGACUAUCCACUUCAGAAGGGGUUUUCUCUAACUCAAGACCUUCUUCCAACACCGGACUCUAGUACUGCUGGGAGAAUGUCUCCGGCACCAAGUGAAGUUAGCAAAACUGAGUCAGCACUUUCUCCUCCAUCUCAUGCCUCAGAUGUUAGCAAAAGUGAGUCUGCUCGUCAGCUGAGUGUUGGAAAGGGAAGUGUAGGUGGUAGUACGAGCAUUAGUAGCAAAGAAGGCUCAGCUUCUUCAUCAUCUGACUAUUCAUUAACAUUACUUCCUCUGAAAAAGCAAAUCAAUGUAAAGACGGCAGCAAUCAUAGAUAUCUCCUGUGAGCCUAAAGGAAAAAAGUCUGAUCAGCCCAACAUCAAUUCAUCAUCAAGAAGUGACUGUGAUAGCAGUAAGAAGAAAGAAGAGGGAGAUGAGAAACCUUGGUAUGAGGUUUCUGAUGAGGAAUCUGACGAUAUCCUGCUCCCAGACCGACUUCUCAAGGGGAAAGUUAUCUCCAGGCCAUCAUCAUCCUCAUCAGAAGAUGAGACAGAAGUUUGUUAAACUUCCAACCUGAGAUUGCACUUGCAAACAGUAAAGGACUUUUUAAAAAUUUCAUUACUAAUGGAAUUCCAGUGAUGUAUAUUUUUUUGUAAUAAGGACACUUUUCAGUAAAAGUUAUAUGAAUAUAAGUUUAUUCUAAGUAACAAAUUUGAAGCUAGUUGUAAAUGAUUUUAAACAAUUAAGUGCUGUACAGACUAAACUAAAAGAGGACGUGAAUGUUCAUAAAACAAAUCCUGCUCUGUUGGUUGUAAUGGUUUCCAAAUCUAAGUGCAUUAAUUUAUCCACUCAUGAAAGAAAUGUUUGAAAAAAAAUUUGCUCAUCAACUACCUAUAAGUAAAAAUAUGUCCAUAUCACUAAAGGAAAACCAGCAAUUUUAUGUGUAAUGUAAAUGCCAAAAACUUUGAUAGCCACUUAACGAAGUAAUAUUUUCUAAUUUUGGUCAAAAAGAAAAUGGCCAUAUGGCCUACCAGAAAAAUGACCCAACUGACUGCAGUUAGCUGUAAAAGAUAGAGGCUACACUAUUCUACAACAAAACUGCCGCAGGCUGUUCACUACGCUUAAAUCAUACAGAUAUAUAUACUGUACAUAAAUAGUGUACUGUAUGUAUACUAGUACAUAAUUCCAUAUAUAAAUAUAUAGUAAAAACAAAUAUUUGGUAAUAACAGAAAAUAAGACAUGUUAUCCAAACUUGACAGCAAAUCUGUUAAUAAACCCUGCUGUAACUGAGUACAAUGCAUAUACCUUUAUAUGACUGCAAGUAUACAGAUAUUUGACAUAACUAAAAUAACAUUUAGUGCUGUAACAUUAUCUUUAUGGCUAUUAUUAUUGUAUGUAUUUCCAAGGGUAAAAAGUUUGAGGAAAUUCAAGUGCUCGAUAAUUUAAGAAGAUACAAUUUGCUUGUUUACGUUGCCAAGAACUCCUCUGACCACGUGCUGUGCCAUUAUCAUGCAAUGCCAAAUAACAAAAUACUGCAGAAAAUGUACUAUAUUGUGCCAAACGUUCACGGACACCACGUAAAAGGUGCUGUAUUUAAUAGAGAAAAUGAAUUUCAUUGCAAAUUGUCAAAAGGAUCAUCAGCAUUGACUAAAUUAUUCAUGCAACUGUCUCGUCUAUUUUCUCAUAAUUCUUCAUAACUGAAGUACUCUUGUGAAUUGUCAACUGUAACUCAUCUUAAUUCCUAGACUUUUCCUUUCUUUAAUGAAGCACUGUUGUAACUUUCCAUUUCGAAUUCUGUCAUUACUUUAACUUCUGCCAAUUUCAUGACUUUCCAUAAUUUAAACCCAUACUAUGAGAAUUUAAUCUUACAACUAUUAGCACAUUUAACCAUCAUUUUUUAAAAUUUGGUUUAGAUUAUCAUACUUUCCAUCACAGAUACAAAUUUUGUACGACAGUUGCAUCAUCACCAUCAGCAACUGUAAUAAUUGGUAUCCUUUUUGUGAUCAUAUAAAUUAUUCCCUGUAACUAUGACUGCACUGCCAAGCACUUCAUUAAACUCAUGAAAUUCUUACAUUUUUUAUCACAGCAUCUCCACUAAAUGCAAGCGACAGAUCCUUGAUUAUAGCAUUUAACUUAAACUCAGUGAUGGUGUGAAUGAACCAGUCAUAAUGGGAAUUGUAACAAAUCACUGCAUAUGUAUCUGAAUGAGAAAAAUUAAUGUCUUAACCAAAGGUUACAUAAACAUAAAACUUUAACAUUUUCCUAAAUCACCCUCAUCUCUACCAAUGUCCAUCAUCUAUCUAUACACAGUUGGUUUGACUAUGCAUUAUAGUACUUCACAAAGCUCAUGCAGUACUACGAAACUUGCAAUGAUAUUUGUAAUGAAUCUUGUAUAAGUCUACCUCAUAUUCCCACUGUUAUGUAAUAUGAAGUCACAUUGUUUAUAAUUAUUGAUCCUGUUGUGUCUUUCUUCUUCUUUUUCAUGUUUGAAUAUAUUUCUUUUCCACCUGAGCUCAUGUGUCUAAUCAAUAUAAGAUGUAAAUGAAA